Lecanosticta acicola is the source of this 1731-nucleotide messenger RNA. The record is from the annotation of a GenBank genome assembly. Lineage: Eukaryota; Fungi; Ascomycota; Dothideomycetes; Mycosphaerellales; Mycosphaerellaceae.
AUGUCGCAUCUCGCCCCUAAUGCCGCCCGCCAGGCCCUGCGACAAUGUACUCGUCGCGCAUCGACUUCACACCCGUUCGCCACCCGACUUCCUCGAGCAUGCAUCGUCGCCAGAGGCCGGAGGAGUUAUGUAUCCGAGUCGAGCCCGAAGAACGCCACCGUGAACAUUGAGAACACCAUUCGAGAGGAUCAGAAGGCUUUCCUCGCCGAGACAGGAAUCAAACCUCCAGAUGCCCAGCUUCCCGGCACCGGGCAAUCCGGCGACACAGCCAUGAGUCCUGCUGCUGCCAUUCUGAAGCAGGCUACUGUGAUGGAUGAGGGAACCAGACCCAUCUAUCUCGAUAUGCAAGCAACGACACCAACCGACCCUCGAGUACUGGAUGCUAUGCUACCCUUCUUCACGGGCUUGUACGGGAACCCACACUCGAGAACACACGCAUACGGAUGGGAGACCGAGAAGGCGGUUGAGCAAGCCCGAGCGAACAUCGCAAGCUUGAUCGGUGCCGAUCCGAAAGAGAUCAUUUUCACAAGCGGCGCUACCGAGAGCAACAACAUGAGCAUCAAGGGUGUCGCGAGGUUUUUCAAGAAGGGCGGUAAGAAGAAACAUAUCAUCACCUGCCAGACAGAACAUAAAUGCGUGUUGGACAGCUGCAGGCAUUUGCAAGAUGAGGGAUGCGAGGUCACAUACCUGCCGGUUCAAAAUAAUGGCUUGAUCAGCAUGGAGGACCUGGAGAAGGCUAUUCGGCCGGAGACUGCAUUGGUCUCCAUCAUGACCGUGAACAACGAGAUUGGAGUCGUACAACCGAUUGAAGAGAUCGGAAAGCUCUGCAGGAGUAAGAAGAUCUACUUCCACACUGAUGCAGCGCAAGCGGUCGGAAAGAUUCCACUCGACGUGAACAAGAUGAACGUUGACCUGAUGUCCAUCUCUGGCCACAAGAUUUAUGGCCCGAAGGGCAUUGGAGCCUGCUAUGUCCGGAGGAGGCCGCGUGUGAGAAUCGAUCCCAUAAUCUCUGGUGGUGGCCAAGAGCGAGGUCUGCGUUCUGGAACGCUGGCGCCGCCGCUCAUCAUUGGAAUGGGAGAAGCAGCCCGGAUUUGCUCCGAGGAGAUGGAGGUGAGUUAGCCCAUCAACAUGCGAUUUGCCCUCCACCCGUCCAAAUGAUUAUACGCUCAAACAUGCAUGGCUUUCUGAGUGCGCUUUGACCGGCGUGUCCCGAGCUGACACACAGCAACUUCUAUGAUUCUCGUCGCAACCCUUUCACACAAUGACAUCGACCAUUCUUUUGAGACGUUUUACUGACAAGGUCUCCAGUACGACACCAAGCGUAUUUCCGCUCUGUCCAAGCGGCUCAGCGAUGGCCUCCUCGCCAUGGAGCACACCUCACUGAACGGUGACCCGUCCGCCCACUACCCGGGCUGCGUCAACGUCUCGUUCGCCUACGUCGAAGGCGAGUCGUUACUCAUGGCUCUGAAGGACAUUGCUCUAUCCUCCGGCUCCGCGUGUACAUCGGCCUCCCUGGAACCCUCGUACGUCCUGCGAGCGCUCGGCAAUUCCGAUGAGAGUGCUCACUCCUCGAUCCGCUUCGGCAUCGGGAGAUUUACGGCGGACGCGGAGAUUGACUAUGUGCUCAAGGCGGUCCAGGACCGCGUUACGUUCCUGAGAGAAUUGAGCCCGCUCUGGGAGCUCGUGCAGGAAGGUGUGGAUCUGAACACGAUCGAGUGGUCGCAGCAUUAG